CAGCAGAAAGGUACAGUAUAUCUAGCCCGGGAGCUACGAGGUGGUGGACGAACCCGGGCCAUCAAAGUUGUUCAAAAGGAUUUUGUAGUACGGCAUCAGAAGCUCGAAGCAGUUGUCCGUGAAAAGGACAUUUUAGCAUCGCUCAGCGCAGAACAUGGCGGGCAUCCAUUUGUUACUCGACUCUACUCGACUUUUCAUGAUCCAGAGAGAUUCUUUCUCGCUACGGAUGUGGCCCAUCUGGGUGACUUGUUGGGUGCACUCAAUCGUCUGGGAUCGUUCGAUGUCCCGAUGUCCCGGUUCUAUGCAGCGGAAAUUGUUGUCGCUCUGGAAUUUGUACACAAAUGCGGUGUUGUCCAUCGUGAUGUCAAGCCGGAAAAUGUCCUGAUUCGAAGAAAUGGUCAUAUCAUGCUUACGGAUUUUGGUAGUGCUCAAAUAUAUAACAAGAAAUUGUUCAUUCCCUAUGAAGAAGAGAAUGAAUCCCCGACCCAAGUCCAAGGGCAAGCAAGCCAGUACCGACACUAUCUUGACACCAUUGCAUCCAACAGUAGCAGUUCUUCACUGGAAUCUGAUGAGCACCAUGUGGGUGGUCCCGAGCGUCGUGCCACGUUUGUCGGUACUGCCCAAUAUAUUAGCCCAGAGAUGUUGCGAGGCGACCAAGUUGGACCACCAUGCGAUUAUUGGGCACUCGGUGUUAUCGUGUUCCAAAUGAUCUCAGGAGAAGCUCCAUUUCGAGCUGUGAACAAUUUCCAUCUGAUGAAUAAAAUUCAGAAGCUUGAUUUUUCAUUUCCUGCAGAAUUCCCUGAUGUUCCAAAAGAUUUUGUCUCGAAACUGCUGGUAUUGGAUCCUCGGGUUCGACUUGGAUCCGAUAAUUUGGUGGAUCUCAAAUCCCAUGAAUUCUUUCAUGGAAUCGACUGGGAAAACAUUAUGAACGUAGAACCGCCGGGAAUAUUUCCAUCAAUUGUGUCUGGCCUAGAAGAGGCUGAGCUCAAAUCAGUAGAUGAGAUGCCCGAGCCUGGUCUUAACGAAAAGGCUCUCAAACGACUGAUGAAUUUGUCACUGAUGGAAAUGGGUCUUUCCAAGCAAGUAUCCCUCGAUAGCGAUGUUCAAAGUGACAUGGUAGAACUUCCCAGGGUUGACAAGAAAGCCCUAGUAGCGAGACAGCGAAAGCUGGAAAAGCAACGCCAGGAAAACCCCUAUCAUAUGUUCGUGCAGGAUAAUUUGAUCAUUCGUUCCGGUCUCAUUGACAAGAAAAAGGGACUAUUCUCCCGGAGACGGAUGUUCUUGCUUACUGAGGGCCCACAUCUUUUCUAUGUUGAUCCAAACAGUAUGGAACUGAGAGGGGAAGUUCCAUGGUCCCCAUGUAUGAGAACGGAAGCGAAAAAUUUCCGAAGCUUCCUCGUUCAUACUCCCAAACGAAUCUACUACUUGUUCGAUCCCGAGUCGAGAGCUCUAGAGUGGUGCAAAGCGAUAGAUCAGGUAAAACGACGCUAUGCAGACAGAAUAGCGGAGUCGUAUGUGAGGGCAGUAAAGGAUGGCACGUAUGGUAUAAAUAAGUUUAAGAAAUCGAGUAAUUACUUUGGUGACAAACGAAAAAAGUCGGAAGAGGUUGGCGGGAAACAUGACGGCCAAUCGACCUCUGUACCAUAUUGA
Molecule: messenger RNA, 1650 nt
Organism: Haemonchus placei
Lineage: Eukaryota; Metazoa; Nematoda; Chromadorea; Rhabditida; Trichostrongylidae
Source: the annotation of a GenBank genome assembly